Messenger RNA from Telopea speciosissima, 526 nucleotides. Its product is annotated as glycine-rich protein 5-like. The record is from RefSeq and is a predicted model, not a curated record. The transcript is spliced from 6 exons. The coding region runs from base 13 to 519 and encodes 168 amino acids. Lineage: Eukaryota; Viridiplantae; Streptophyta; Magnoliopsida; Proteales; Proteaceae.
UUUGACAGCGAAAUGGGAAAGUUAUCAAAGCAUGUUGGAGUGUUGGGCAUUGUUUUGAUAAUGGUUGCAGUUGUUGUCGGGAUAGGGGACGGGCGGCGAUAUGAGAAAGACAACUUUGGUGGUGGUCUAGGGGGUGGUGCAGGUGCUGGUGGAGGGUUUGGUAAGGGUGGUGGAAUUGGUGUUGGGUCUGGGGGUGGCAUUGGUGGUGGUGGUGGUGGUGGUGGAGGUGGAGGUGGAGGUGGAGGUCUAGGUGGUGGUGCUGGUGCAGGGGGAGGACUUGGUGGUGGCGGUGGUGCCGGAGGAGGACUUGGGGGUGGCGCUGGUGCAGGGGGUGGACUUGGUGGUGGUGCUGGUGGAGGGGGUGGACUUGGUGGUGGUGCUGGUGGAGGUGCUGGAGGUGGUGCCGGAGGAGGACUAGGAGGUGGGGAUGGUGCAGGAGGUGGACUUGGAGGAGGAGCCGGUGCUGGUGGAGGUUUUGGAGGUGGAGUAGGUGGGGGAAUUGGUGGUGGUGGCCAUUAGAAUUAAA